Photinus pyralis (common eastern firefly) is the source of this 1075-nucleotide messenger RNA. RefSeq names its product carbonic anhydrase 2-like. NCBI's taxonomy places the organism in Eukaryota, Metazoa, Arthropoda, Insecta, Coleoptera, Lampyridae. The coding region runs from base 73 to 948 and encodes 291 amino acids. Gene Ontology annotation, cellular component: cytoplasm. Gene Ontology annotation, molecular function: carbonate dehydratase activity; zinc ion binding. The record is from RefSeq and is a predicted model, not a curated record. The transcript is spliced from 5 exons.
AAUGACAAUACUAUAUCGAAUAUAUUAUUGUGAAGAAUUUGAAAGUUGAAAGUCGAAAACCCUAUUUUAGAAAUGGAAGAUGAGCAAGUGAUGGAAGAAGAGGAAAAUAUCGAAGACAAAGCGGAGUGGUUUCAAAAAUUAGUAGACAAGGAAGGUCUUCUGGAAUCACCAAUAAAUAUAUGCCUCUCAAUUUGCACACCGCUGGAUCUACCAUCAAUUGAUUGGUAUUAUUUAGACGUUAUACCAAAAAAAGUGAAACUGACUAACACAGGUCGAACAUUAUUAAUGAGCAUAAACUACAUUCAUGCACGACCAUUUGUAUCUAGUGGUCCCUUUUGUGGCAACUUCGAAUUCUCACAACUUCAUUUCCAUUGGGGAGCUAAUGAUAUGAAAGGUAGCGAACAUUCCGCAGAUGGGGUAACAUACCCCUUAGAAAUGCACGUUGUAUAUUUUCGAAGCAUGUAUGUAACCCACGAAGCUGCUUUAAGACAGAAGGAUGGUGUUGCCGUUUUCGUAUAUUUAUUUAAAUUACAGGCAGCGAUAAAUCCUAUAAUGCAGUUGCUUGUGGAAGCGAUACCACGUGUUCAGAAACCUCGUACAUCUACACGCUUCAAAAAUAUCCCGCUUCAAUUCUUAUUGAAAAAGUUUCAAAUGGAUUAUUUUUUGUAUUGGGGUUCUGUGAGGACCAAUGCAUUCAUUCAUUUCAUUUUCUGGCUAAUAUGUCGAGAGCCCAUUGGAAUUACAAGAGAACAGAUGGAAGCUUUCAGAAUGCUUUUAGACAACGAUGAAAAGCCACUACUGAGUAACUAUAGGCCAAUUCAAGAAAAAGGAAAGCGACGUUUGUUUCACGUUUCUUCUGGUACAGUUAAAUAUGCAACAUUACUUCCUAUAUCACAAGAAAGUGAAGAGUUUUGUCUUCAGCGUGAGAUUACUCUUACAAGCGAGUGAAUUUCACAAUCACAAAAGAACUUGUUAGGAUAAUAAAGCAGCCCAGUAUCAAAAAGCGUUUUAAAUUCUAUCGUUAUUGUAUCAGGUACCUAGCUACCUUACUUAGCCUAACCCAAUACUGUUAUAG